Molecule: messenger RNA, 175 nt
Organism: Amoebophrya sp. A25
Lineage: Eukaryota; Dinophyceae; Syndiniales; Amoebophryaceae
Source: the annotation of a GenBank genome assembly
AAACUCUUUUCUACACUUUUCUCUCUCAAGAAAACUUGGCUGCUGUCGCUACAACGUGCAAAGUGUCAGCUUAACUCAGACUCGAACCUUCAACGCUUUUCAUCUUUUUGGAACCCCUUGAAGUUGAGCUUUAUCUGAAAAAGUUUCUCGCUCUGUGAGCAGCAUUUCCCACUCG